AUGAUAGAUACAAUAGAUUACAAAUCAAAUAAGCAAGUUUGUAAAAAGUGUGGUCAUGUUAAUUAUGAUCUAGACGGUGAUGAAGCAGACCAAUAAAAAUGCAGAAAUUGUGGUUUUGUUAUGUAUGAAAACUGCUUCGAAUCAGGUAUUCAAUUUACUGAUACCAAGAUCGAUGGCUAGUUGCACGAUAUGUCUAACUUUGGAAGAGAUAAUACUAAGUAUGCUGAAGAAUGCAUAGCUACAAUGAUAAGAGAUUUAAAAAUAAAAAGCGAAUACCCAGAUUAUUUAGAAAGAAUUGGCGAAACGCCUUUGAGAAUCAUGAAAUUUGCAUAUAAAGCUUACUUUUUAGAUCACGGUUCAAAUAUACAUCAUUAUUCUGCCGCUGCCCUUUAUAUAGCAUUAAGAUUUUAAAAGGCUCCCUUUUUACUUAUGGAUUUUUCAGAAAAACUUUGCAUAAAUCUUUUCAAGCUCGCAAGAUGCUAUAGAAAAUUAGCUAAAUUUUUAAAUGUAACUCUUAAAUUAAAUGAAAGACUCCCUUCAAUAGAUCCAUCAAUUUAUAUUCCACGUUUUUGCAAGAUGCUAGAAUUUAAUGAUAAAGUUGAUUAAGUUAAGGAAACAGCUAUCAAACUUUUAAAAAGAAUGAAAUUGGAUUGGAUGAGUCAUGGUCGUCGACCAAGUUCUUUGUGUGGUGCUGCCAUUUUAAUUGCUGCAAGAAUGCAUGGAUUUAAGAGAACUACUAGUGAAGUUUGCAAAGUAGUUUAUGUUUGUGAAGAAACCUUAAGAAAAAGAUUAGAAGAAUUCAAAGAAACAGAUGUUGCCAAAUUAACAAGAGAAAAAUUCGAUGAAAUUUAAGAUAUAGAGUUGAUGGGAAGGGAGCGUGAUCCUCCUGCUUUCAUAAAGGCUUUAAAAAAUUAAUAAGAAACUUUAAAAAAAAUAAAACCAAAUGAAGAAAAUGAUGAUGAAAUAAAUAAACAAUUAGAAGAUGCAGCAAAUAUCAUAGAGACUCAAGUUAAGUCUACCAGUAACGAGGGAUAAUAAGUAAAUUAAGAUUAUGAAAUGAGUGAUGAUAUUUCUAUUGGAGAUGAUGAAGAAGAUGAGGGUGAAAAUAGUAAAUAAUAAAAUGGAGAAGAGUAGAAAAAGCAACUUAAGCCUUUAUCAGAAUCUGAAAGAUAAGUCAAAACUUUAGUAAAAAAAGAAGAUGCUAAAUAAAUUGGAAUUAUUAAUGAGAAUGGUUAUUCCUUAAAUGUUAGAGAAGAUUUAUCAGAUAUGAGUGAAGAAGAUGUAAAUCAAUUUAUACUCACUAAUGAAGAACAUACUGUUAAAAGUAUCAUAUGGCACAGUAUGAAUGAAACCUGGUUGAGGGAAUAAUAAAGAAAGGAUCCAAAAGAAGAAAAAAAAGAAUGCAAAAAAAGAAACAAAAGAAGAAAUGAUUAACUUAUGAAUGAAGAUGACCCAGUAGAUGCCUUAUUUAAAAGUAAAAAAAUUAGAGAAAAGCUAGAUGAAAAGAAGGUUCGUGAUAUGUUCUUAUAAAUAGAAAAAGUUAAAAUGACACAAUUGACAGAUAUCUUCACAACAGAUAAGCCACCUGCUGAAUCGCUUGAAACUACAUAAAAAAUGAUAUACAAUAGCGAACUAAUUGUUUGCAAUGGCCCUAUUGAUUACAUGAAUAGAUAUGGAGCUAGUAACGAUCAGAGCACUCGUGAUGCUCCUCAAAUAGAUCAUGAUGAAGAUGGAUUUGAGUAUGAUUGA
Messenger RNA from Tetrahymena thermophila SB210, 1749 nucleotides. Its product is annotated as transcription factor TFIIB repeat protein. Gene Ontology annotation, molecular function: RNA polymerase III type 3 promoter sequence-specific DNA binding; RNA polymerase III general transcription initiation factor activity; TBP-class protein binding. NCBI's taxonomy places the organism in Eukaryota, Ciliophora, Oligohymenophorea, Hymenostomatida, Tetrahymenidae. The transcript is spliced from 3 exons. Gene Ontology annotation, biological process: DNA-templated transcription initiation; transcription preinitiation complex assembly; transcription by RNA polymerase III. The record is from RefSeq and is a predicted model, not a curated record. Gene Ontology annotation, cellular component: nucleus; transcription factor TFIIIB complex; transcription preinitiation complex.